This is a messenger RNA of Phaeodactylum tricornutum CCAP 1055/1, 459 nucleotides long. RefSeq lists its product with no specific name. Lineage: Eukaryota; Bacillariophyta; Bacillariophyceae; Surirellales; Neidiaceae. The annotation marks the transcript as partial. The record is from RefSeq and is a predicted model, not a curated record. Gene Ontology annotation, molecular function: nucleic acid binding; zinc ion binding. The transcript has a single exon.
AUGGCAAAUCACAAGAAAAGGAUUAGUGGUAAGAGCGAAGGCAUCGGUAAGCCAAAGAUGACGAAGGAUGAAAGGCGUGCCAAGUACACCCAAAUUGCCCGAGAUCGCAAAGCCAAACAGGUGGCUCGCGAAAAAUCGAUCAAACUCGUUUGCUAUAACUGUCGGAAACUUGGGCAUGCAGUAUCUGAAUGUCCUGAACAAAAGUCGCAACAAAAGAUGCAACAGAGCGACGUCAAGAUUUGUUACAAAUGUGGUUCGCACGAUCACGCGUUAGCCGCGUGUCCCUCAAUGAGAGCUGGUGGUAAAAAACACGACGGUACGUUGCCGUUUGCAACUUGCUUCAUCUGUCACUUGACGGGUCAUUUGGCUUCCAAGUGUUCGCAGAAUGAGAAAGGUAUUUAUGUAAAUGGUGGAGCUUGCAAGACGUGUGGGUCGAAACAGCAUCGGGCGACGGAUUGU